Molecule: messenger RNA, 946 nt
Organism: Hippocampus comes (tiger tail seahorse)
Lineage: Eukaryota; Metazoa; Chordata; Actinopteri; Syngnathiformes; Syngnathidae
Gene: msrb3
Product: methionine sulfoxide reductase B3
Exons: 7
Coding region: 193-759 (188 amino acids)
Biological process (GO): protein repair; response to oxidative stress
Cellular component (GO): cytoplasm
Molecular function (GO): peptide-methionine (R)-S-oxide reductase activity
Source: RefSeq, a predicted model, not a curated record
GUGACAAUCUCAUGGCCGCCCUGCUCAGACGUGGGCUCUUCCUGCCCUUGCACCGUCUAUCUGGGCAAAGCAGCGGCUCAGUCUGUCGCCCUGCAGUGUCCGCCAUUCUGCUAGCCCAGGCCUUGUUGUAAAGCCCUGCUGAGGAGGGUGUUUUGAUUCUAGUGGUGGUUGGAGUGUCUCUCUUCAACAGCCAUGUCGGGCUUCAAUCUUCUCCAUCUAAUAAGCAAGAGUCAGCCUGUGACUCUGAGGUCCUGCAGUCUUCCCUCAGGAGCUGCUCGAACCAAGAAAACAUGGCCGGUGACCUUCUCUCAGGAGGAGAUGAAGAAACGUCUCACGCCCAUGCAGUAUCAUGUGACCCAGGAACGAGGAACAGAGAGUGCCUUCACUGGAGAGUUUACGUACCAUAAGGAAGAGGGAACCUACAUGUGUGUAGUCUGCGGUGCACCAUUGUUCAGUUCAAAAACCAAAUUUGACUCAGGGUCAGGUUGGCCUUCCUUUUUUGACCUUCUGAAAGAGGAGUCCAUCGAUGUGUCAGAUGAUUUCUCCUACGGGAUGCACAGAGUGGAGACCACCUGUGGCCAGUGCGGAGCCCAUCUUGGACACCUGUUUGAUGACGGUCCAAAGCCCAGUGGAAAACGUUACUGCAUCAACUCGGCCUCGCUGUCUUUCCAACCCAAAGAUGCGGAUGGGGCCUCUGGCUCCGCCUCCACAGGGGCCACCACAGAGUCCUCGAUAUCCGAGGAAAGGACGGAACUAUAAGAACCCAGCAAAGCUCCUAUCUAGUGUGUGUUUGAGUCAACGGUUGCAUCAACUUAUUAUACUUAAAUCAAUUCACAAUUUUGAGCUAUAUUGGUAAAAGCAAGGCACACAAAAUCUUUUCACAUUCAUAUAAGACUGACCAAAACUAUGACACUCAUAUUCACCAAUAGGAAAUGUACUCACAGAU